Messenger RNA from Pangasianodon hypophthalmus (striped catfish), 1022 nucleotides. RefSeq names its product apoptosis facilitator Bcl-2-like protein 14. NCBI's taxonomy places the organism in Eukaryota, Metazoa, Chordata, Actinopteri, Siluriformes, Pangasiidae. Gene Ontology annotation, biological process: regulation of apoptotic process. Bases 251 to 919 code for a protein of 222 amino acids. The record is from RefSeq and is a predicted model, not a curated record. The transcript is spliced from 6 exons.
GGAACAAGCAGGGUACCGCCCACUGUGCUGCAAGAUGGUACGGCGGUCAGUUUUGGGGCAGGUGUAUAUAUACGGUAUAUAUGAGCUGUAGAGUUAUAGUGAAUAUUUAUAGUGAGCUGUGGGCGUUGUGAGCGGUUAUUCGGUUGGAAACCGUCAACCUGAUCCGGCAAACCUGACGCCAACUUUUGUGCUUGUGGUCACGCGCCGGUUGCAUUAGUGAGGGAGAACGUCAGGGUUUCCUGUGGGAAAGAUGGAGACCAUGUCAGCUGACGACCCGUUCAUUACCGAGUAUCAGCUUCUGGAGAGUUAUCAUAAAAAAAGAAAGUCAAGAUCAAUCGCAAAGCCCAGACACCCAAUCGUCCUACAGGGUUGGUCAGGCAAAUACCAGCAACCAAUAGUCAACCGCUGUGAACAGGUGUCUGCAGGGAAACGGGUUCCUGCUUCUGCAGAGGCUGAACCAGAGGCAUUUGCUCAAGUGGCUGAUAAACUGACUCACAUUGUAGACAGCGCACCUCCUGCUCAGGAUCAAGUAGUAACAGACUGUGGUGUCAUCCAGCGGCUUGUAGAGUUAUUGAAAGAAUAUGGGGAUCAAGUGAAUGAAAAGAUUCAGAAGGACAAGGAACUUUUAAGCUAUCUCCAAGGCCUCUUCUCCUACAACCUUUUUGAAGAACUGGCCUCAGCCUUCAUUCACAGCAUGGUGACCCCAGGCAAGCAGAGGGAAGAGGAUAUUGAUCAGAAAAUGAAGAUUGCUUGGACCUUUGAGAUGACCAGCAGGCUGAGUGCCUUGGACCUGCAGCCUAUGAACAGAGCAAUGGGAUUCGGGGCCCAGUAUGUGCACCAGCAUUUUGCACCAUGGAUUCAGCAACAUGGUGGCUGGGAGAAUGCUUUUAAAAGUGAUGAAGAUGAUGAGGUGCAGUGAAAAAGCCCUGCCUACUUUUCCCAAUAGAGAAACAUCAUGUUGUCCACAACUAACCUCCUGAAUAAACAACUUUGCAAUGCCCAAAUGAAAGAUCCCUGGAUUU